AUGACGAUCCCACAAAGAAGUUUGCUCAAAAUAAUCCUCCUCGGCGAUAGCGGGGUGGGAAAGACAUCUUUGAUGAAUCAAUAUGCUUACAAAGUAUUUCGAAAACAGUACAAAACAACGAUUGGUGCUGAUUUUAUCACCAAAGAAUUAGUGAUCGAUGACAAACUGGUCACUUUACAAAUAUGGGAUACAGCAGGCCAAGAAAGGUUUCAAAGCCUAGGAGUUGCAUUUUAUAGAGGGGCAGAUUGCUGCACUCUUGUGUAUGAUGUUAAUGUACAAAAAUCAUUUGAAACACUUCAAAAUUGGCAUGAUGGAUUUCUCAAACAGGUCCACCCUGCAAACCCUGAGAAUUUCCCCUUUGUACUGAUUGGGAACAAGGUGGACGUCGAUGGAGGAAACAGUCGCGUGGUCUCUGAGAAAACAGCUAGAGAAUGGUGUACGUCCAAGGGAAACAUACCCUACUUUGAAACCUCAGCUAAAGAAGAUUACAAUGUAGAUGCUGCAUUUUUGUGUGUUGCUGAAACUGCACUUUCCAGUGAGCCAGUAAACAUUUGGGAGAUGGAUGAAGAGAUGCCAUCCCAUUGUGAUCUCCAAGAAUCCAUUUCUGGAACUGAGCACAGAGGAGGCUGUGCAUGCUGA
Fraxinus pennsylvanica is the source of this 639-nucleotide messenger RNA. NCBI's taxonomy places the organism in Eukaryota, Viridiplantae, Streptophyta, Magnoliopsida, Lamiales, Oleaceae. The record is from the annotation of a GenBank genome assembly.